Leguminivora glycinivorella is the source of this 2713-nucleotide messenger RNA. RefSeq names its product ionotropic receptor 40a (gene Ir40a). Lineage: Eukaryota; Metazoa; Arthropoda; Insecta; Lepidoptera; Tortricidae. The record is from RefSeq and is a predicted model, not a curated record. The coding region runs from base 1 to 2115 and encodes 704 amino acids. The transcript has 15 exons. Gene Ontology annotation, molecular function: ligand-gated monoatomic ion channel activity. Gene Ontology annotation, cellular component: membrane.
AUGAAUCGCGCAUUCGUCUUCCUCCUAACUUUCUGUUCGGGGAACUGUUUCUUCGACAUCAGAGACAUAAUGUCGGGCACUAUGGACCGACUCCCCGGGGACUUCGCUGCGGCUAUUAAAGAUAUAGCGGAGGGACUGCCCACUAGAACGAUGACUGUUGUACGCGGAAACUCUACGAAUUUAAGUGCCGAAGACAUGUACGAACUUUUCUGCUUGCUAAGCGCACACUCGGUACAAGUUGUCAACUUAGAUAUCACGACAAAAGAGAAUAAAGAAAAGUAUUACGCUUUCGUGAAAGAAGCUCUGGACGUCUCUGACGAAAGAACGAGCCUAAUACUCUGCGAGCCCUAUGAAUGUGAAGCAAUUUUGUCUGAGUUAACAGAACACAACCUGAUCCACCGCACGAUCCUGUACCUGUUCUACUGGUCAUACGGUCCCGUCAGCGAGAAAUUCCUGUUCACUCUCUCCGAAGCUAUGAGGGUAGCUGUUGUCACCAACCCGCGGCCUGGCGUAUUCCGUAUAUACUACAAUCAAGCGACCCCCCACCAAAUGCACCACCUGUCGUUAGUCAACUGGUGGGCAGGGAGGUUGUAUAAGUCGCCAGUGCUGCCACCUGCCGAUAAGGUGUACCAUGAUUUUAAAGGCAGGGUCUUCAGAGUACCUGUGUUACACGCCCCGCCCUGGCAUUUCGUAACGUACAACAAUGACUCGACUGUCAACGUCACCGGUGGACGAGAUGACAAGCUACUGUCCCUGCUAGCCAAGAAACUUAACUUUCGGUACGAAUACUACGACCCACCCGAAAGAAGCCAAGGAUCAGGGAUCUCUGGGAACGGGACUCUUAAAGGGACCCUCGGCCUAAUCUGGAAGAGGAAAGCGGAUUUCUUCCUCGGCGACGUCUCAAUGACAUGGGAAGGCCUACAAGCCGUGGAGUUCUCAUUCCUGACCCUGGCUGACUCGGGAGCAUUCCUGACCCACGCCCCGGCCAAGCUCAGCGAGACCCUGGCCAUUAUCAGACCCUUCCAAUGGGAGGUAUGGCCUUUGGUGUGUGCGACGCUUCUGGUGACGGGACCGGCGCUGUGGGCGGUGAUCGCAGCGCCAUCUCUGUGGCGGAAUGGACGGAAGAACCAACUGGCGCUGUUCAGCAACUGCUGCUGGUUCACCACCUCUCUGUUCCUGAGACAAUCAUCAAGCAAAGAACCGUCCAGCACCCACAAGGCCCGCCUCGUCGCCGUCCUGAUAUCCUUAGGAGCCACCUACGUCAUCGGGGACAUGUAUUCUGCCAAUCUGACAAGUCUGCUGGCCAGGCCUGCAAGGGAGGCGCCUAUCGGGACUCUGCAAGCUUUGGAAGAUGCGAUGAGGGACAAGGGAUAUGAACUGGUGGUUGAGCGACAUAGCUCAUCUUUAGCUAUUUUACAGAAUGGUACAGGCGUAUAUGGACGCCUAGCGCGCCUGAUGCGUCGUCAGCGCGUCCAACGCGUACGCAGCGUAGAAGUUGGCGUACGCCUUGUACUGGCGCGUCGUCGCGUCGCUGUGCUGGGCGGACGGGAGACGCUAUACUACGACACCGAACGCUUUGGUUCCCACAAUUUUCACCUGAGUGAGAAACUUUACACGCGCUACUCGGCCAUCGCGCUGCAGAUCGGCUGCCCGUAUCUCGACACGUUCAACCACGUCAUAAUGUCCCUAUUCGAAGCCGGCAUCAUAGCCAAGAUGACUAUGGACGAGUACAAGAACCUUCCGGAACAUUCCCGAAGGUCCGACCCGGUCAGCGAGUCCGAUCAGGACAGCUCGGAACUGAAGGACUCCACGGGUACCACGUCUCAGGCGCAACAGGUCGAGUCGACGAAGGGUCUCACCCCCGUGUCACUAAGCAUGCUUCGGGGCGCCUUCUGUUUGCUGGGGAUUGGACACUUGCUGGCAGCAAUAGCCCUGGCCCUCGAGAUCCAACUCCACCGCCGUUCUAAAAAGAAGGGGACCACAGAACAUUCAACCAGGAGGGUAGUCCGAGCGAGCGUCCUCAGUAAAGCAUUCAAGUGCCUGAGAAGACUCUUCAGGCGGCUCAUCGCGUCCGCUCACCGACAGCUCGACAGGGCCUUGGGACCUGCUGUUUGAUCACGGAGUGUCUGAAUUACCUUGAGGAGCAACAUCUAUUCUGUUUAGCUUAUAAGAAGUAGUUUGAAAAGUCACUUAGUAACUUUAAUAGUUCGAGGAGCUGUUCUGCUUAGCUCAAAAACAGUAAAUCAUUGAAAUUCUAGGAGCAUUGGAGUCUUUAUGGGCAUUUAGGUAAGGUUCCAGAAUGCGCCCUGCAGGCGUGGCAAUGAAUGACUUUUUGUUAGUAAACUUUGAGAUUUUGUAGUAGAUAAGUAGUCUUAAAGUUUUAAGUAACUAAUUUUAAGAUAAGCCGUCAAGAGCCAAGACAGCCGCCGUUCCAAAAAGAAGGGGACCACAGAACAUUCAACCAGGAGGGUGGUCCGAAUGAGCCUCCUCAGCAAAAAACUCAACUGUCUCAGAAGACUGUUCAGAUGUUUAGUCGCUACCGCUCACCGGCAGCUCAACAGGGCAUUGGAACCUGCAGUUUAAAAGUCACUUAGCGUCUGAAAAUCGUUGGAGCCGAUGUUUUGUUUAACUCAAGAAAUGUUGCCCAAAGAAAGCUGAACAUUAGAGCUCUUCGCUGCGCUCUUAGUACACAUAGAUUCCCGAAGUCAACCUG